AUGAAAGCUCCAUUAGGAUAAUUUGGAGUUAAUGAGAAUAGAUUUAAAGAAUAAAAAUUAUUAGUUCCUGGUCCAGGAUCAUAUGAAGUAGAUAAAAAUGAUGAUACAAAAAAAGAUAAGAAAUUACCAGAACAAAAAGGAACAUAUGCAUUUAUGAGUCAUGCACCUAAAAGUUAAGAUUUAUCAAUUCCAAAUAUAAAUCCAGCUCCAGGUGCUUAUAAUAUCGAAUAAAAGAACAUUUAAUAUUAUAUUUGCUGA
Molecule: messenger RNA, 258 nt
Organism: Paramecium primaurelia
Lineage: Eukaryota; Ciliophora; Oligohymenophorea; Peniculida; Parameciidae
Source: the annotation of a GenBank genome assembly